Molecule: messenger RNA, 576 nt
Organism: Mycena indigotica
Lineage: Eukaryota; Fungi; Basidiomycota; Agaricomycetes; Agaricales; Mycenaceae
Product: Lytic polysaccharide monooxygenase
Exons: 7
Coding region: 1-576 (191 amino acids)
Source: RefSeq, a predicted model, not a curated record
AUGGAAUAUACCACAGCGCCGAUUUUCGCAACUGUUGCUGCGGGAACAACGCUAGGGCUCAAUUGGACCACUUGGCCAGACAGCCACGUCGGCCCGAUGAUCACUUAUAUGGCCGCUGUCCCUAGUGGAACCAACAUCACCUCCUGGCAGCCGGGAACCUCCGCCGUCUGGUUCAAGGUUGCAGAGGCCGGAAAGAACUCCGCAGGUCAAUGGGCUGCAACUACUGUCCUUACGCAAAACAAGAGCAUCUACUCGUUCACUAUACCCGCGAAGCUCAAGCCCGGCCAAUAUAUAAUCCGCCAUGAGAUCAUCGCCCUCCACUCGGCUACCACUUACCCCGGUGCCCAGUUUUACCCCUCCUGCAUCCAGGUCCAGGUCACUGGAUCAGGCACCGCUGUCCCGCCUUCUUCUGCCCUUGUCGCAUUCCCCGGCGCGUACAAGUCCACAACACCGGGAAUCGUCUACAAUGUUUAUUCAGGCGAUAACAGCGUAAGCUAUCCACCACGACGACAAUCUGGAAAGUUUACUGAUCCGUCAUACAGGCCUACCCUAUACCCGGGCCGAGCGUGUGAGUAA